This is a messenger RNA of Acinonyx jubatus (cheetah), 2160 nucleotides long. RefSeq names its product interferon induced protein with tetratricopeptide repeats 3 (gene IFIT3). The coding region runs from base 209 to 1678 and encodes 489 amino acids. NCBI's taxonomy places the organism in Eukaryota, Metazoa, Chordata, Mammalia, Carnivora, Felidae. The record is from RefSeq and is a predicted model, not a curated record. Gene Ontology annotation, biological process: defense response to virus. Gene Ontology annotation, cellular component: cytosol. The transcript has 3 exons. Gene Ontology annotation, molecular function: protein binding.
GGGCACACUCGGGACGUUUCCCAAGAACAGAUCAGCUUGGGGACCAGAUUUUCAGAACGGAAGAGGAGCAGGUUGCAGACAUGAGCAUAGAUCUCAGGGCUAGCUGGCAUCCUGGUUGGAAGGCCCUUCAGCAGUUGCUUCUGAUCCACAAGCAGAAAAUAAAAUCAGCCUGGACCCCAGCUUUUCAGAAUUGAGGGAAAUAGCCAUCAUGAGUGAGGUCAACAAGAAUUCUCUGGAAAAAAUCCUCCCACAGCUGAAAUGCCAUUUCACAUGGAACUUACUUAAAAAAGAUGGUGUCUCGCGUGAUCUAGAAGACAGAGUGUGUAACCAGAUUGAAUUCGUAAACGCUGAGUUCAAAGCUACAGUGUACAACUUUUUGGCCUACAUAAAACACUUAAAUGGUCACAACGAGGCCGCCCUGGAGUGCCUACAGCAAGCUGAGGAGCUGGUCCAGCGAGAACACUCUGAUCAAGCAGAAAUCAGAAGGCUGGUCACCUGGGGAAACUAUGCCUGGGUCUACUAUCACCUGGGCAGACUCACAGAUGCUCAGAUGUAUGUGGACAAGGUGAAACAAGUAUGCGGGAAGUUUUCAAAUCCAUACAGUAUGGAGUGCCCUGAGCUUGACUGUGAAGAAGGGUGGACACUGCUAAAGUGUGGAGGAAAGCACAACGAAAGGGCCAAGGUGUGUUUUGAGAAGGCUCUGGAAGAGAAGCCCAACAACCCAGAAUUCUCUUCUGGACUGGCCAUCGCAACAUACCAUCUGGAUAAUAAACCACAGAAGCCAUUCUCUGUUGAUGAUCUGAAGCAGGCCCUUGAGCUGAAUCCCGACGAUCAGUAUGUCAAAGUACUCUUGGCCCUGAAAUUGCAGAAGAUGAAUGAAGAAGCUGAAGGGGAGCGGUUGGUCCUAGAGGCCGUGGAGAACACUCCUUGCCCAGCAGAUGUCCUUCGCAAUGCAGCCACAUUUUACAAAAAUAAAGGUGAUCUAGACAAAGCUAUUGAACUGUUUCUAAGGGCAUCGAAAUCCAUUCCAAACAAUGGUUACCUGUAUCACCAGAUUGCAUGCUGCUAUAGGGCAAAAGUCAAACAGAUUCAGAGUGCAGGAGAAUCUGAAGCUGGCAAGAAUGGAGAGAAGAUUGAAGAACUAAAGAAACAUGCUAUUGACUAUGUGAUCAAAGCUAUUGAGAAAGGAGUGGAUCCACUGUAUGCAUAUUCUGAUGUCACCGACCUCCUGGAAAGAGAAGACUGUUUUCAGACAGCUUUCAGUAAGGAGCUCCCCAACACUGGGAGGCUACAACCCCACCAGCACUACUGCGACUUUGAGGGGCAUCAUGGGAAGUCUGAAGACACUUCUGUCCAACGUGAUUUAGAGGGUGUGCCCACAAGCACAAAACCAGCUGAGAAGGGAAAGAUGAAGUGCCCACCACAGAAUAUAGCUGGAAAUCAGCUUCCACAAAAUGCACCCAAUUCUUGGUAUCUCCAAGGAUUAAUCCACAAGCUGAAUGGAGAGCUGCUUCAGGCAGCCAAAUGUUAUGAGAAGGAACUGGGCUACCUCUUAAGGGACAGCCCUACCGGCAUAGGCAGCUUUUUCCUGCCAUCCCCUGAGCUUGAACAAGGCAGUGAGGAAGGAGGCCGGGGCCCACACAGCCCCGUUCUCAGAGCUCCCCCAACCCUGAGCUGAAACACAGAGGAGGGACGGGAGCACAGUCAGGGAGCAUGGGGUGCUAGUCUCGCUUAUUGCUUUAGGGCACAUCUGAGGAGUUGUUUCCUCGUGUCUGUCUCCCCUGUGCAUAUCAGCCAUACACACUUCCCUAGUCUGCAGGUCUUAUAACAAAAUUAGCAGUGGAAACAGUGCUUCAGGCCUGCAUGCUGCUGAGUAAUUCUCAGUUUGCACUCAGUUCACCGGAUAGCCCCCAUUUCUGCCCUUCUUGCCAAGAGUCUUAGCUCGCCGCUGCCUGCUCCCAGGUCUCCCGCCCUCUGCCCCACUGCUAUCUAGCCUUCUGGACCUCCUGAAAGACCACCUUUUGACUAAUCCUGGAAUAUUCCUUCUGUCUGACUCUUGGCUUCAGCCAUGUAUAUAUAUGCCUGAUUGUGAUACUACAAUAAAUACGUAUUCUUGAUAGUGAUGCUACAAUAAACCUUAAAAUUUUGACUCAGGAUAAA